Molecule: messenger RNA, 2424 nt
Organism: Bombina bombina (fire-bellied toad)
Lineage: Eukaryota; Metazoa; Chordata; Amphibia; Anura; Bombinatoridae
Gene: SGK1
Product: serum/glucocorticoid regulated kinase 1
Exons: 10
Coding region: 250-1503 (417 amino acids)
Biological process (GO): protein phosphorylation
Molecular function (GO): ATP binding; protein serine/threonine kinase activity
Source: RefSeq, a predicted model, not a curated record
CAAGUUGUAAUCUUUGCUGUCAUUUUGGACUGUGUGAUGCUGCUGCAGUGGGCAGAGCUAAUGAGCCAAUGUGUAACUGUUGACUUAUCUGCCCUAUGCUAAUCAUUGGUGCUGUGGGUUAAUAAAGUAGCUAGCUGAACUAGUGAGGCUCUUUUUUCCCUCUGUGUGGAUCCUAUUCAGAGCCCUUUGGUUUUGUGGGAGGAGUGAGUGAAAAGCCUGUGGAUUAUAUUACUGCCUUUUCAUACCAAGAUGAGAACUAAAACUGAAAAGUCUCCUCUAAAAGCUUUCAUGAAACAGCGGAGGAUGGGAUUGAAUGACUUCAUUCAGAAAAUUGCCACUAACUCCUAUGCAUGCAAACACCCCGAAGUCCAGUCCAUCCUAAAUAUUUCACAGCCCCAAGAACCUGAGCUAUUGAAUGGCAAUUCCUCACCCCCACCUAGCCCAUCACAACAGAUCAAUCUUGGUCCUUCAUCCAACCCACAUGCUAAACCAUCCGACUUCCAGUUUCUGAAGAUCAUUGGAAAGGGCAGUUUUGGAAAAGUGCUCCUUGCAAGACACAAAGCAGAUGAAGAAUUCUAUGCAGUUAAAGUCCUGCAGAAGAAAGCAAUUCUGAAGAAAAAAGAGGAGAAACACAUAAUGUCAGAACGCAAUGUACUGCUGAAAAAUGUGAAACACCCUUUCCUGGUUGGGCUCCACUUCUCUUUCCAGACUACAAGCAGAUUAUACUUUAUCCUGGACUACAUCAACGGUGGAGAGUUAUUUUACCAUCUCCAGAGAGAACGAUGCUUCCUGGAACCAAGAGCUCGUUUUUAUGCUGCUGAAAUUGCCAGUGCCCUGGGAUACUUGCAUUCUCUGAACAUUGUUUACAGAGACUUGAAGCCGGAAAAUAUUUUAUUAGACUCACAGGGUCACAUUGUUUUGACUGACUUUGGACUUUGCAAAGAGAACAUUGAACCCAAUGGCACAACAUCUACCUUCUGUGGCACUCCUGAGUAUCUUGCACCAGAGGUUCUUCACAAACAACCUUAUGAUAGAACAGUUGACUGGUGGUGCCUAGGUGCUGUGUUGUACGAGAUGCUAUAUGGCCUGCCUCCAUUCUACAGCAGAAACACAGCUGAAAUGUACGAUAAUAUUCUGAACAAGCCCCUGCAGCUAAAACCAAACAUAACCAACUCUGCCAGGAAUCUUUUGGAGGGUCUACUACAGAAAGACCGGACAAAACGACUUGGUGCCAAGAAUGACUUUACGGAGAUUAAGAACCACAUCUUUUUCACUCCAAUUAACUGGGAUGAUCUCAUCAAUAAGAAGAUUACUCCUCCUUUCAACCCAAAUGUGAGUGGUCCAAGUGAUCUACAGCACUUUGAUCCUGAAUUCACAGAAGAACCUGUUCCCAGUUCGAUAGGACAAUCUCCAGAAAGCAUCCUCAUAACUUCCAGCGUUAAAGAAGCGGCAGAAGCAUUUUUAGGAUUUUCAUACGCCCCACCUAUGGAGUCCUUCCUUUGAGUGACCAUACAUUUUAUUUGCCUUGUGGUUAUUUCAAGUUGAUAGUCACUUUAUUAUCUGUUAUCAAAAUUGCACAUCCUUCAUGAUAGCAUCACAGCCUUAAUUUCAACAUCGCCUGUUUGGGUGGAAGAGCACGUUGGUGUAGCUAAGCUGAAGGGAGAAGUGACUGGACGUCUGACAAUUUAGAGAUGGUUGUCUCUAGAAUAUGAACUGCCUGCUUGUUUUUCAAGCAUACAGCCCUACUAAUAGGGAUACGUGAAGAGGUGAAUCUCCGGAAACAGCAUCUGAGUUUUAGUAUGGGUUCUUGGAAUUGUGCCUUUCUCUAUUGAGAGAUCUUGUCUACAGAGACUUCCAUAUGUUUGGGAGUUCUGUUUUGUGGUUGCACAAGCGAACAGUGGUUAGAAGUGUGACCGUUCUCAUAGUAAAAAAAAGAAAAAUGUGUUUUUCACACAUGAAAUGUGACACUUAGUGAUUACUAAUACUGGGGCAUUGUACAUCUUUCUUCCAUAUGUGGAAGCUAAAUUUUUAUUGUAGAUAAAAAAUCUGUUUAAUUAGUACUAACAAAGUAUGACACAGGCUUGCAACGACCCUUUUUGUUUGUUUUGUUUUAUAAUGCUUGAAAAGCAUUGCUGCUAUACAGAUUUCUAUUUUUAGAAAUGGUUUAUGGACCAAAAUGCCCCAAAUUUAGUUGCUGAAAGCUGUUAAUACUUGGUUUAGUAGUUUUUUGUUUAUUUAUAUUUUUUGACAUUCCUGACCAUUUUUGUGUAAAUUUGUAAAUAAUCAAAAUUGUACAAGAGUUGUAUAUUUAAACUGACGGAUACUUGUAAAAGUAAAUAAAAACAUUACAAUGUACUGUAAUCAGAUAAAAUGUUAUUUUUUUCUGACCAAACCCAUUGGUUUGUAAUAAAAGUUUAAAAAACA